AGGCGCUGAGAGUGAAAUCCACGGUCAAAGUCUUUUCCUAGGUUUCUGUCUUUGCACUUCUUUAAGGGCCCAAUCAAAAGAUGCAACACCAUAAGGAAAAACCUCUCCUUCUGGAUCAGCAACAACUCUUGUCAAUCAGUAUCUUACGGAAGAAAAAUUAAAUCAAUCGAGUUAGUCACUGGUUUCAAAAUUCAUUUGGAAGUUAAAUGGAUCGAGGAAAGAAAUCUGGCACUUCGUUUGCAAACGUAAAUAACAAGAUCUACAUGGACCUCAAAGAUAUUAUUAGGGAGAAUACCCUUCAUUACCUUCCCGCUAAAUCUCUCUAUCGAUGCACUAGUGUUUGUCGGGAGUGGAAGCUUUAUAUCUCAUCUCCUUUCUUUGCUCACAACCAGUCAAAUUUUUUCCAUGAUGCAUCUGGCUUUUUUUGUCAAUCUCAUUCAUCCCUGCCAUCAUUUAUUUCCCUUGACGCAAUGGCAUAUGGGGUUCGAGACCCAUCUUUGAAGUUUUUGCCUGAACCAGUUGACAUCAGGUGUUCUUCUAAUGGACUUCUUUGCUGCCAGGGCCGCACUGGAUACAAAGCCUACUACAUCUGCAAUCCUGUUACCCAGCAAUGGAAGAAACUUCCCAAACCUGAUGCUAACCAUGGUUCUGACCCUGCCCUUGUGCUUGUCUUCAAGCCAUCAUGUCUUAACUUUGUGGCUGACUACAAGCUGAUUUGUGCAUUUCAAUCUGAUCUGGAUGGAUAUGAAUUUGAGAUUUAUUCGUCUGCUGAAGGAACUUGGAGAACUUCUGGUGAGAUUUGCUUCGGCAAUCGGCAGAUCAUUCCCUGUACGGGUGUUUAUGUUGAUGGCACUGUUUAUUGGCAGUCAAGGAGUAUGAUUGUUGCUUUUGAUCUGAAGAGUGAGCGAUCAACUCUCCUCUAUUCCCAUUCCUCUGGUUCUUUGGGUGAGGUGAAUGGGAAGCUGUGUUCUGCUUCCAUAAAAGGUUCAAAAUUAACUGUAGCAGAGCUGUCAAAUGCCUACACAAACACAAUGCAAAUGCAUAGCAAAACAAGAGCAUGGUCUGUGGAAAAUGUAGCUUUAAACAAUUCAGUGUUCACUGGGCAGACUGAUCAGGGAAGAGUUUUGUGUAUUGGUGGUGAAACUGUGAUGAUUUGUUUUGGGAGAACACUCAUUUCCUACAACAUGAAGACUAAAGAUAUCAAACAACUGGCAACUGAGGCAGAUUAUCAUCCGAGGAUGAUUCCCUAUGUGAAUAGCCUUGUUGAGGUAUAGUUUAGUCUCCCUUAGUAAAAAAUUUGACAUUGGGCAGUCAUAGUGUGUGGUCUUGGUUUGGAACUUGAGUUCCGCUCUUUAUAUUCAUCAGAACUUCUUCUUGGGGUGUCUUUGACUUUCUAAUUUGAUAUCUACUUAUAGGCUUGGUCCUUUCAGUUCCAAUGCUACGAAAGUACACUGAAUGUUCUUAUUAUUAUCUUUAAACUGAAUAAUGUAAAUAAUGGUCAAUAUAUUUAUGUAA
Molecule: messenger RNA, 1515 nt
Organism: Hevea brasiliensis (rubber tree)
Lineage: Eukaryota; Viridiplantae; Streptophyta; Magnoliopsida; Malpighiales; Euphorbiaceae
Product: F-box protein At5g49610
Exons: 2
Coding region: 207-1274 (355 amino acids)
Molecular function (GO): protein binding
Source: RefSeq, a predicted model, not a curated record